This is a messenger RNA of Rattus rattus (black rat), 1033 nucleotides long. RefSeq names its product TBC1 domain family member 5 (gene Tbc1d5). The record is from RefSeq and is a predicted model, not a curated record. The coding region runs from base 157 to 690 and encodes 177 amino acids. The transcript has a single exon. Lineage: Eukaryota; Metazoa; Chordata; Mammalia; Rodentia; Muridae.
GAGAUUCCACAGCAUUUGUUGGAAGCUCUUUCUUUGUGUUCUUCCUCAAGAUAAAAGUCAAUGGAUCAAUAGAAUUAAAGAACUAAGAUCCUGGCAUAGCAAUAUUAAAGAAAUACAUAUCACAAUCCAAGGAAAGUUGUUGACCAACAGGAUCUGAUGAUCAACAAUCCCCUCUCACAAGAUGAAGGAAGUCUUUGGAACAAGUUCUUUCAAGAUAAAGAACUGCAGUCCAUGAUUGAGCAAGAUGUCAAAAGAACAUUUCCUGAAAUGCAGUUUUUCCAACAAGAAAAUGUGAGAAAAAUUCUUACAGAUGUUCUGUUCUGUUAUGCUAGAGAAAGCGAGCAGUUGCUUUGUAAACAGGACAUGCAUGAGCCUAUCAUCUUCACCCUUCACUGUGACCACCAAGCUUUUCUACACACCAGUGAGUCUGUACAGCCCAGUGAGGAAAUGAAAACCCUCUUGAACCCUGAGUAUCUGGAGCGUGAUGCCCAUGCAAUGUUCUCACAGCUUAUGGAAAUUUCUGAACCUUGGUUUUCUACUCUUGAGCACUAUGUUCAAAAGGGAAAAGAAACUCUGAUGACCCCCAUUCCCUUUGCUCGACCACAGGAUUUAGGGCCAACAGUUGCCAUUGUUACAAAAGUCAACCAGAUCCAGGAUCAUCUACUGAAGAAGCAUGAUACUGACCUCUAAUGCACUUGAACAGACUAUAAAUGGCACCACAAAUAUAUGGGUUGUAAGUUUUAAGUUUCUGUUUUAGCCAUUCUUAAUUAUGAUUUUCUGGUAGUUUCUGAAUAGGUUCGUUCUGUUAAAGUUUGUUCUAGUUCCAUGCUAUUUAUUGUCAGGUUUACUACAUUAACAUACGGUCUCAUUCAAUACUUUAUCAGUCUUCUGAAGUCACUGUUACUCCUUUGUUCUAGUUUAGGAAGCUAAUCCUUUUAAAGUAGCUUUAUAACUUUUAAAAUUAUGUUAUAAAUUACUGCCAUGAGUCCUGUCAGAUUGGUUAUGUAGUUUUCAGGGUUUCUUUUGAAAAAAA